This is a messenger RNA of Cavia porcellus (domestic guinea pig), 9572 nucleotides long. RefSeq names its product solute carrier family 35 member A5 (gene Slc35a5). The record is from RefSeq and is a predicted model, not a curated record. Gene Ontology annotation, molecular function: pyrimidine nucleotide-sugar transmembrane transporter activity. Gene Ontology annotation, biological process: pyrimidine nucleotide-sugar transmembrane transport. The transcript is spliced from 7 exons. Gene Ontology annotation, cellular component: Golgi membrane. The coding region runs from base 47 to 1522 and encodes 491 amino acids. Lineage: Eukaryota; Metazoa; Chordata; Mammalia; Rodentia; Caviidae.
GCUUGCGGAAAAUUAUUGCGCGUGCGUAGGAGGUGGGGGCGCGCCGAUGGGAAGCCCACUGCGCAUGUGUGCGGAGAUGCCGGCUAGGAAACCUGGUCUCCCCGGGAAGGGGCGUUGUCUCUUUGGUGUACCGCGCAGCGCUCAGUUUAAUUGUGAAUUUGGCAACGGUUUGCUGUCCAUAUGGACUUUGGGUCGUUCAUGCGGGUACACGGAGAGGUUUGGAGCAGGGCAAUUAAAUAACAGGGAAAUGGAAAGAAAAUGCUGUAGGCGUCCUGGUCUGUGGUUCACAACCAUGUAUACAUUCCUGCUUGGUGCUGUCUUCGUUGGUUUAAGCUCAAGUCGCAUCUUACUAGUAAAAUAUUCUGCCAAUGAAGAGAACAAGUAUGAUUACCUUCCAACUACUGUGAAUAUAUGCUCAGAACUGGUGAAGUUCAUUUUCUGUGUGCUUGUAUCAUUCUAUGUUAUAAAGAAAGAAGAUCAUCAAAGUAGAAAUUUGAGAUGUGCUUCUUGGAAGGAAUUCUCUAAUUUCAUGAAGUGGUCCAUUCCUGCUUUUCUUUAUUUCCUGGAUAACUUGAUUGUCUUCUAUGUCCUAUCCUACCUUCAGCCUGCCAUGGCUGUUAUCUUCUCAAAUUUUAGCAUUAUAACAACAGCUCUUCUAUUCAGAAUAGUGCUGAAGCGGCAUUUAAACUGGAUACAGUGGGCUUCCCUCCUGAUUCUUUUUUUCUCUAUUGUGGCCUUAACUACUGGAACUAAAACCUCUCAGCAUAAUCUGGCAGGACAUGGAUUUCAUCACGAUGCCUUCUUCAGCCCAUCCAAUUCCUGCCUUCAGUUCAGGGGUAAAUGUCCUGGAAAAAAUUGCACGGUGAAGGAGUGGACUUUUCCCGGAGCUAAAUGGAAUAAUACCACAGCCAGAGUUUUCAGUCACAUCCGUCUUGGCUUGGGCCAUAUACUGAUUAUAGUACAAUGUUUUAUUUCUUCAAUGGCCAAUAUCUAUAAUGAAAAGAUACUGAAGGAAGGAAACCAUCCACCCGAAAGUAUCUUCAUACAGAACAGCAAACUCUAUUUCUUUGGCAUUCUUUUUAAUGGGCUGACACUGGGCCUUCAGAAAAGUAACCGUGAUCAGAUUAAGAACUGUGGAUUUUUUUAUGGUCACAAUGCAUUUUCAGUAUCCCUUAUUUUUGUAACUGCUUUUCAGGGCCUUUCAGUGGCUUUCAUUCUGAAGUUCCUGGAUAACAUGUUCCAUGUCUUAAUGGCCCAGAUUACCACUGUCAUUAUCACCACAGUGUCUGUCUUGAUCUUUGACUUCAGGCCCUCCUUGGAGUUUUUUAUAGAAGCCCCUUCUGUCCUUCUUGCCAUAUUUAUUUAUAAUGCCAGCAAAACUCAGAGUCUGGAAUGUGCACCUAGACAAGAACGGAUCAGAGAUCUAAGUGGGAGUCUUUGGGAGCGUUCUAGUGGGGAUGGAGAAGAACUGGAAAGACUUACCAAACCCAAGAGUGAUGAGUCAGAUGAAGACACUUUCUAAAUUGAUACCAAAAGAGUUAGCAGCUCUCACAAACCAGUAUUUGUAAUAUUUAUCUUUUCACUUUGAUAAACUAAGGGUAUUCUAAAGAAUAAUACUCUCACAAUCAACUUUUGUAAUAGUUAUCUUUUUACUUUGAUGAAUCCAGGCUUUUCUAUUGCAUAAUACUCUGCAUAUAGCGAACUGCUCCCUAAAUGGUUCCAUUCAAUCAAGGUUUAGAGUACACAAAGGGUGAUGAAUUUCUAAGGAAUCGACAGAGAGAUAAUAACAUAGAGACCAUAUUAAAGCCCAGUUCUUGAAAAGUCAGCGAGAUAACUUACAGAUUAUUUUCCUUGUCCUCAUUGGUUCCAAAAAACUUAGAGUAAUCAUGUUAGGCCCUAUAAUUAUACAAGUAGAGAUUAGUUUGCAGGAUAUUCAUAAUUAUGUGGUUCUAGCCUACAUGCCAGUCUUCCCUUUUUAUCAUUAUAAACUUCAUCUUGGUUGUCUGAAAUGCUAAGGCCCCACAGAUAGUCAUUUCACAAUUACAGGACAAUAAAACUACCUAAAAAUUUUGGUGAAGGACCAAAACGUCUGGCCAUAUCAUAGAUUUAGGGCAACAUAGUCUAAGCUAAAUGUUUUGUUGAAGAAACAGUUUUUCAGAACCAAAUUUUUAGAAUUUUAACAUUUAAGAAUUCAUGGGAAGUUUUAUGUUUAGUAAUUAUCUUUUGAUGUUGUAUAUAUGUACAGGCUUUAUGUAGAUGAAAGUGAUCACAGUUACCACUUGUAUUGUAAACAACUUUAGCCAUUGUCAGUUUUUUGCCCCUUUGGUUUGUAUAUAUCAAAAUAUUGGGAUCGUUACUUUUUGAGUAUUGUGUUUUGGAAAAAUAAUAAGGCAUUUUAUUUUAUUAUUAGUUAAACCUGGUGACUGUUACAUAUCUUUAUUAUAUACUGUUCCCAAAGUCAGAACACUGAUUUCAUAUUCAUGAAAGAUUGUUAGUAAGAGUAAUGCCUAUGAGUUACUUUUAAAAGGAUCCUUUUGCAAAUAAAUACUGACUUUUAUAUGAGUAGUAUUACUCAUAACAGUAGGAAGGCCAGCAAUCAAUAAGUCACUUUAUAGUAAUAGUUGACACUUAUAGUACUAGGAGUACAUAGUGUUUUAGGUACUUUUGCAUGCAGCUAAUGACUGUUGGGUAGCUCAGUCAAGGGACAGAUCAUUCAAAAAUGAGAAAAUAAUGAUUUGUCCAAGGUCAGGCAGCUGGAUAGCAGUAGAAGAGCAGGCUUUAAUUGGCAAGCCUAUACGUUUACAAAGUCUUAUGCUGUGAGAGUUACAAGGUUUCAUACAGCCUACGUAUAUUUUUUUCCUCUAAUUCUCAUACAGAAGUAUAUAUGGUGGUAAUGUAAUAUAAUCCAGCUGUGAUAUGUAGAGUACUCAAGAACUGGUAGAAAUUUAUAACUAAAAUAAUUAUUAAACCUAUAUGUGUUAUGUGAGGUGAGAUAUGGAGUGCUUUUAAUUUCAAAAAAUGGAGUGAGAGAGGCAAAAGCUCAAACAACUUUUAAAAUUUUAAGACAAACUUAAAUUUUAAGUUUUAAAUUUUAACAAUUUUAAAGUCUAUUUGUGUACUUAUUUUUGAUAGUGGAGAUUGAGCCCUCAUCUUCAGCCUUUGUUUGUUUGUUUGGUUUUUUUUGCUAAAUUUCCCCAGGCUUGGCUCAAAUUUGUGACCAUCUCCCUGACUGCUGCUAUUAUCAGCGUGCACCAAGACACCUAGCAAGUCAGUCUUAACAUCUAAGAACAGCAAACCGUUUGCCUUAUUGUAGGUAUUUUUACCAUUUAUAUGAAACAGUAAGAUUAUGUCUAAUAUAGCAAUUCAUUUUAAAGGUCAGGAAGAUAAUACAUAGCAAGACCUCACUUUUAGGAAAAAUAGCAUACAAAACAUUUUAUCAUACAGAACCAGUAAAGUUACAAAAGUAUUCCUACAGAAGUAUUACCCAGAGCGUGCAUUAAAUUACAGAUUUCAGUAGUGUGUAGAGGUUAAUUUUUUUAUGAUUAGUUUUUUCCCCACCUUCCUCUUUGGAAAGCAUUUGUUGCCCAAAGUAAGUUCUACUUGCAUUAAGUCACCAUCUAAUGAGAGAAAGAGAGAGCUGGAACUCAAAUGUGAGGUUCUGAGAAGGAGUACUUCAUGGCAUCUUUGUUUUAAGAAGAAGGGUAAUUUCAAAGUGCAAGACCCAUAAACCAUAUCCUAAGUGCUCUUGGAAUCAAGAGAUAGUAUAACUUGGAGAGAAGAACAGUUGUCACUUACGAAGGAGGCUAAACCUCAUUGUUUAUAAAUGCCCACACCGUAGGAACUCUGUUCACUCUUUACAGGCUAACAGGUGGAGUGAAGCCAUUGUCUUUCACUUCUUCCCCCUUUAUCUGUGUCUUGAUUUUAUUCACUGACUGUGAUAUUCUGAUGGGCAGAAGAAGCAGAGAACAUUAAACUCAAAGGACAAAGAGUGAUUUCCCAUUCUAAAACGUAAACAGAGUUUCUAAAAUUGAAUAAUACAUAUUUUCUCUUCAAAGGAAAAGUUCUCACAAAUCUCAACAUGGGCCUUUAUCUUACUUGACUUGUUUUUCAGGGGCACAGGGGAGGUUCUUUGUUUGUUUGCUUGCUUGUUAUGACAGCAUUUUGUUCUCUAACCUAGACUAGCCUUGAACAUGCAGUUCUCCUCCGUUGGCCUCUCAAAUGCUGUAAUUACAGGCAUGCAGCAGCAUGCCUGUUUUACUGCUGUACUAUAAGUUAAAAUAUGAAAUUUGAACUUCUUUGCUUAUAUUUUUUAUAAGAAAAACUAAGACACAUUUAUGAAAUAAAGUAUACAGCUAUAGAAGGAGUAAUUUUUAAAUUCAAAUAUGAGUUUAAUGAACAAGUAGCAUUUCGGUCAGAUCAAUUUGCGGGAGGCCCCUUAGUUUCCCUGCAGAGUAUCUGACCUUACUUGCUGUUUUAGUGGCUACAGGCACCAUCGUGUGUCUGCCAAGAUAAGUGAAACCUGCUGAUAUUGCUAGUAGUGAAUUUUUGCCUGCAGCGAUUUAUCAAGGCCUGUUUGUUAACAGCCCCACAUGGAUUUGGCAUGCGUCAGUCUGCCGACUCCCACUGGUCUUGGUGCUCCGGAAAAAAGUUUCACAUGUUCCCUCAAAGUCUCAAAGAGCUCCCUAGUAAAAUGGCUUAAAUUUGUUUUGUUUUUGUUUUCUUUCUUUAUUUAAGUACUUUUUCCCCACAUCCUUCUCUUCUUGGGUUGGUGUGUAUGUUUGUGUUGUACUGGAUCGAACUCACAACCUUGCAGUCUCGCACUUGUUGGGCAGGUGCUUAUGCCACCGAGCUAAAUCCCCAGCCCCCUCCUUUAUGUAUCAGGAAUUGAACUGAGAACCCUGCACUUGCCAGGCAGGCACCUUUGCUGCUGAGCUAAAUCCUUGGCCCCAACUCGUUCUCUUCUUAGUUCACUCUUAAUCAUUCAUAUUUUAAAAUUAUUUCCGUAGGAAUUUUUGAGUCAUUUUCUCCUAAUUUCCUGUUAACUGAUACUGUUUUCUUCCUUAAUUUUGUAUGUGAAUGGUUUCAUUGGGUUUUUUUUUAAAAUAGGUUAGCUGCUUCUUUGUACAGAUUUUUGUUGUGACAAAAAACAAAAAUUUUACUGCCUUAACCAUUUUUAAAUGUAUGGUUCAGGAGAACUAAGUAUAUUAUUCAUAUUGUGUAGUCACCGUCCAUCUCUAGAAACUUCCUCUCACAAGAUUAAAACUUUGUAUCCGUUAAAUGAUAGCUUUUUAUUUCUUUCCCCCUCAGCUCUUGCAACCAUUAUACUAGUUUCUCUAAUAUUAAUUAUUCUUUAGUACCUCAUAUAAUCAUACUCAUACAGUAUUUGUUUUUUUAUAACUGGCUCAUUUCACUUAGUUUAAUAUCUUGAAGACUCAUCCAUGAGCAGAAUCAUGACAUAGCAGAAUUUUCUGAUUUCUUCAGGCUACAUAGUACUACAUUGUAUCUGUAUAUAACAUUUCUCACCUGAUUGUUCAUUGAUGGGACACUUGGAUUGCUUCUGUGAUUUAGCUGUUGUAAUGAAGCAUACCAGUGUCUCUUUAAAGCUUUGCUUUCAGUUGUUUUUAGUUUACACUUAGAAUUUCUUCAGCAGAUGAUAAUUCUAUUUUUGAUACUUUAAGAAUUUCCAUAUUAUUUUCCAUGUGGGCUAUGCCAUUUUCAUUCCCACACAGCAUACAAGGGGUCCAGUUUCUCUACAUCCUCACUUACACUCAAUUCUGUUUUGUUUUGCUCUGACAGUUGUCCUCCUUCUCCUGAGAUGAUAUUUCCUUGCAGUUUAAUCUCUUUCCACUUUUGAAUGAGAUUAUUUUGUAAUUGCCCUUGUUGGGAGUUCUCUGUACAUUCUGGAUAUUAAUCCCUUACCCAGUAUAUGACUUGAAAAUAUUUUCUUCUAUUCUGCGGAUUGGCUUUUUCUCUUUUGGCAGUAUCUUUAUACACAGUAGCUUUCGAUACACAAUGUUUAAAAAUAGGCCUUGUCUCUUUUUUCUUUAAUUGGCUCCACUUUUGAUAUCAAAUCUGAGAAAUCAUUAUCAAUCUAAUAAAGUAAAAUUUAACCCUGUGUUUCCUUCUAAGAUUUUGAUAGUUAAGUUACGAUUCCAUUCUGAGUUAUUUUUUGUAUAUAAUGUUAGUUAGGUAAAUGUUGACUCAUGCUUUUGCAUGUGAACAUCCAGUUUUCCCAGCGCCAUUUGUUGAAAAUACUGCUCUUCAACAAGUAGAAUGUAUAGUAUCUUUUCCAUGAAUGGGCUUGGCACUUGUUGAACAUCAUUUGACCAAAUACAUGAGAUUUUAAUUUUAAAUUUUUUGUUUUAUUCCAGUGGUCCAUAUGUCUACCUUUAGCCUAGGGUUGCACUGUUUUGAUUGCUGUAGUUUGGUAAUAAAUUUUGAAGUCUGAAAGUAUAAAUCUUUCAGCUUGUUCUUUUUUUCAGGACUGCUUUCACUAUUAAGGGUCCCUUGAGUGUCUAUGUGAAUUUUAUUGUGAGCUUUUUAAUGUUUACAGAAAAGUCAGUGGAAUUUUUUUUGUAAGAAUGGCAUUAAAUUUGUAGACCAUGUUGGGUAGAAUUGACAUCAAGUUCAAUUCAUGAGCAUGUGAUAUCUUUCAAUUUAUUUACAUCUUUAGUUUCUUUCAGAUAUACAUUGUAGUUAUAAUUCCUUUACACUAUAGGUUACCAAAAUUCUUAGAACUUUUAUUUUUGGUAUUAUAAUUUCCUCUUUAGAUUUGUGAUUCUUAGUAUAGAAAUGCAGCUAAUUUUUAUGUGAUGACUUUGUAUCUUAUUACUUGAUUGAAGUUGUUUAUUAUCCCUAACGUUUUCUGGGGAUGUUGGGUUUUCUGUAUAAAAUCCUAUUAUUUAUAAACAGUGGUAAUUUUAACUUUCAUUACUUGAAUGCCUUUCAUUUCUUUUUCUAAAACGUAAUUUGGGCUACAACUUUCAGAAUUAUAUUGAAUAGAAGUAGACAUCCUUGCUUUAUUUCUGAUCUUAAGAAAAGCUUUUGGUGUUUACUAUUGGAUGUGAUGUUUUCUGUUUUGCCUAAGGUAUCCUUUUUCGUCUUUUUGUUUUUAAUUUAUCUAUAUACUUAUAUCUAACAUGAGUCUCUUGAAGGUACCAUACACAGAAUUUGGAUUCUGCCUUUUUAAAAUUCAUUCCACUAGCCAUUGUCUUUUGAUUGACUGUUACAAUUUAGAUCUAAAAUAUCCCACAAAGGCCUGGUUUUCAGAGGUGGGGGUUUUGGAAGGUGAUUUGAUCGUGAGGGUUGUAGCUUUAUCAAUGAAAUAAGCUAUGAAGAACUCAUAACUUGAUGACAUUACGGGGAGGAAAGAGUUAGUGCCUACUUGAAGUGAAUCAUGGGCCAUGAAUUUGAUGCCUAGAUUUAUUUCCUAACCCCUUCCUCUCUGGCUCUUCUCGUUCUGAUUGCUGGCUGCCAUGACAUGAGCAGCUUUCUUCUGCCAUAAGCUUCGGCUGUGAUGUUUGGCCUUGCCACUGAAAUAAAACCAUUGUGCUAGCUGACCAUGGAUUCUGAAAGUAUGAACUGAAACAGAUUUUUCUUCCUCUUAAGUUGUUUUUCUCAGGUAAUUAAUUGGACACUGUGAAAAGCUGGCUAACCCAGAGAGUUUAAUCCAUUUAUAUUUAAAUUAAUUUCUGAGGGGAGGGACUUCCUUUUGUCCAUUUUGCUGUUUUUUAUUUAUCUUAGUUUUAUAAUCCUGUUUCUUACAUUGCUGUCACCUUGAUUUUUAUAAUGAAAUAUUUAAUUUUCCUUUUUAUUUCCUUUUGUGAAUAUUCACUUAUUUUCUUUGUAAUUACUAUAAAGAUUUUAUAUAUUUUGUUUUGUUUUUUUGUACUGGGGGUUAAACUCAGGACCUCAUACUUGCCAGGCAGGCGCUUAUGCCGCUGAGCCAAAUCCCCAGGCCUGACAUAUUUAAUACACUGGAGUUAUCACACUCUUCUUGGGUUAACAAUCUGUGGGAUGCUUGUAGUAUUGCUUGAUACAAGUCCAGGCUUCAGAACCAUGGAAGCCAAGAGUAUACCCUGGGGCUGAACCCAAAAGCCUAAGAAGCUAAGAUGGUAUUGGUAUGAGUUCUGGAGUACAAAGGCCAAGCAAAAGGAGGUUGUCCCAGCCUCAGAACAGAGAAAGGAAAUCACUUUUCUUUUGCCUGCUGUAAUCUGUGUAGUCCCUGCAGCUAAUUGGAUAGCACCUCUUGCACAUACCUAGAGUGAAUCCUCACUCAGUUCACCACUUACAUGAGUCUCCUUUGAAAAACCUUCACAGACACACCCAGAAACACUGCUUUACCACUUCUCUGGGUAUUCUUUAGUUGACACCUAAAGUUAGCCCCGACACAGGGAGGAUUCUGCAACAAUAGAGCAAAAUACAACAACACUGGCUGCACCUGUUUGUCUAUUCCUCUGUGACCAGAAGCCACCAUUAGUGCUCAGAGCACAGCUCCUCAGUAGUUAAAACAGGGCCCUUUGGCGCCCCCUGGGUCCAGCUCUCUGCGGUCUGCCCCAAGAAUAUGAGCACAGCUGCGUGCCACAGGGCUAAGAGGUCUGGGGUAGGUAUUUGCUAUUGUGCUAAGAGCAAAAGUUGACCAAAUAGACUUCAGCUUACAGUUAAGGCCCUCCCCUGAAACAUUUAAGCUUUCACUGGACUCGAGAGUUCCAAAAUAGUUACAUGAGAUAGAUUCUGCAGUUGUCCAAGUGGAAAGGCUGACUCUUGGUGCUUCCUGUCCCACCAUUUCACCAAAAUCCUCUCUUCUAGUUAAAUUUUACUUUAUUAGUGAUUGUCUUAAUAGCUGUGUGAACACUCAUGGAGUACAUAUACCUUUAAUCAGUUCACAAAGACUGAGUCAAGGGUAGUGUGAUUGAGGCUUUUAUUCAUAUUUUGUUAAUUUAUGGUUUUCACAUACUUGGUUAGAAAGUGAGAUCUAUAUUUUUUCUAGUAAAACGAAUAUUUCCUUUAUUCAUGCAUUUUCAUGCAUAUUUCAUGGGCAUUUAAACAAACGUACACUUUGUAUUGCUGACAUUCAUUUGUUUGUGUGUUUAUUAUAGUUAGGAAUCAAACCCAGAGAUGCUGUCACUGAACGACAUCCAUAGCCAUUUCUGCUUUGAGAUGGGCUUACUGAAUUGCCCAAGGUGGCCUGCAAUUUGGCAGUCCUCCUGCCUCAGUCUCCCAAGUAGCUGAGAAUACAGGCAUCCACUACCAUACCUGGCAAUUUUGUAUUUUAUAUCACUCAUGUUUGCAUUUUUAGUACAGAAAGGUACCAGUUACAGUAUAACUGGUUUACAUAUGCCCUUAAUUGAAAAGUCACCAUUUUUGUUCUUUAAUGAUUUUAAAUCUAUUCAUACCUAUUAUUACUAAUACUGUUUUGUAAUAUAAAUGUGAAAUAUAUUAAUGAUGUUGCUAUUAUAAUGUAAUAUUAACAUUGAUAAUUUUAUAUGCAUAUUAAUAUAUAUUAUUUGCAUGCUUUGAGUUGUUGUCAUUUGUCUUGUUCAUUAGCAUACAAUAAACUUCUUUUGAGAAAA